AUGUCUGCUACUUCUACCACUACUUCCACUUCUCAAUUGCACUUGAACUCUACCCCAGUUACUCAUUGCUUAUCUGAUAUUGUUAAGAAUGAAGAUUGGUCUGAUUUCAAGUUUGCUCCUAUCCGUGAGUCUACCGUCUCCCGUGCCAUGACUUCUCGUUAUUUCAAGGACCUUGACAAGUUUGCCGUCUCUGAUGUUAUUAUUGUCGGUGCUGGUUCUUCCGGUUUAUCUGCUGCUUACGUCAUUGCUAAGAACAGACCAGACUUGAAGGUCUGUAUUAUUGAAAGUUCAGUCGCACCAGGUGGUGGGAGCUGGUUGGGUGGCCAAUUGUUCAGUGCCAUGGUUAUGAGAAAACCAGCUCAUUUGUUUUUACAAGAGUUAGAAAUUCCUUAUGAAGACGAAGGUGACUAUGUUGUUGUUAAACAUGCUGCUUUAUUCAUCUCCACUGUUCUUUCAAAGGUUUUGCAACUACCAAAUGUCAAACUAUUCAACGCCACCUGUGUUGAAGAUUUAGUUACCAGACCACCUACUGAAAAGGGUGAAGUCACCGUUGCUGGUGUUGUCACAAACUGGACAUUGGUCACCAUGGCUCAUGGUACUCAAUGUUGCAUGGACCCUAACGUCAUUGAAUUGGCCGGUUACAAAAAUGACGGUACCCGUGAUUUGAGCCAGAAGCACGGUGUUAUUUUGUCUACCACUGGUCACGAUGGUCCAUUCGGUGCAUUCUGUGCCAAGAGAAUUGUUGACAUUGACCAAAACAAAAAGUUGGGUGGUAUGAAGGGUUUGGACAUGAACCACGCCGAACACGACGUCGUUAUCCACUCUGGUUCUUACGAAGGUGUUGACAACAUGUACUUCGCCGGUAUGGAAGUUGCCGAAUUAGAUGGUUUGAACCGUAUGGGUCCAACUUUCGGAGCUAUGGCUUUGAGUGGUGUCCACGCCGCCGAAGAAAUCUUGAAGCACUUUGCUUAA
Molecule: messenger RNA, 972 nt
Organism: Saccharomyces eubayanus
Lineage: Eukaryota; Fungi; Ascomycota; Saccharomycetes; Saccharomycetales; Saccharomycetaceae
Gene: THI4
Product: thiamine thiazole synthase
Exons: 1
Coding region: 1-972 (323 amino acids)
Biological process (GO): thiamine biosynthetic process
Source: RefSeq, a predicted model, not a curated record